AUGAAUAUCAGGUCAUUCCUGCUAUUUGUAGUAAUGCUGAGCGCAAUACAACAGGGUCCCGCAGUAUACCGGGGCCUUGUAUGCGUGGAGCCCGAGCCAGGAUAUGUCCAAAGACUUUACCACUACUUCACCGCAUCGGAAUUCGAGAAAGUUUGUCCAACACCUGCCGAUAUUACACUGAGAAUUGGAAAUGAGAUUUUGUUUACUCUCCUCUGUACCCUUGUAAGCUUACUAUUAAGGAACACUCCAACCAUUGGGAGGUUUGCCAGAAAGGGAUGCUCAACCACGAUGUCGAUGAUCCAUGAAUGGAGGACUCGUCCUUCACGCUGUCCUCACUGCGGAACCGUUCCAUGCCAAGUCAAAAGAAGAUCCUUGUGGAAGCCAUCAGGAUCUCGGAAGAGUGACAAAGCCAACUUCGCACAGAGGGCAAAAGCAAUGGCACUGUUCAACUAUGGACUCGAGUUAUCCGUGGUGCUUACCAAAGAGCUUCCCCUGGAUGACCUCUACUGGCGGAGGAAAUUCUGUCACCAGUUUGAAGAGAAGCACAUGGUGCUGUUUCCACUUUGUAUCCAGCGCCAGAUCAACUAUUGGUACCCAGUUCCUCGCUAG
Ylistrum balloti is the source of this 609-nucleotide messenger RNA. RefSeq lists its product as uncharacterized. Bases 1 to 609 code for a protein of 202 amino acids. The transcript has 4 exons. NCBI's taxonomy places the organism in Eukaryota, Metazoa, Mollusca, Bivalvia, Pectinida, Pectinidae. The record is from RefSeq and is a predicted model, not a curated record.